Sinocyclocheilus grahami is the source of this 1993-nucleotide messenger RNA. RefSeq names its product zinc finger and BTB domain containing 48 (gene zbtb48). Gene Ontology annotation, cellular component: nucleus. Bases 65 to 1993 code for a protein of 642 amino acids. Gene Ontology annotation, biological process: regulation of transcription by RNA polymerase II. The transcript has 10 exons. Lineage: Eukaryota; Metazoa; Chordata; Actinopteri; Cypriniformes; Cyprinidae. Gene Ontology annotation, molecular function: protein binding; DNA-binding transcription factor activity, RNA polymerase II-specific. The record is from RefSeq and is a predicted model, not a curated record.
GUUUCUGUUUCAACAUGGCUUCUUGUUCUUUAGCCUAAAUUAAGCUGUUGACGCUGUAUAAUAUAUGAUUUACUCAAUGGAGAUACCUGCUCAAGGGACCUCUCACGCUCAGCGGGUGCUAUCCUUGCUCAACCAACAGAGGGGUCUUGGCCAUUUCUGUGAUGCCAUGUUGAGCACAGCCAGUGGGCAGGUGCAUCUGGCCCAUCGCAAUGUUCUUGCCUGCUUCAGCCACUUGUUCCAAGACUCCAGUUCAGACACACCAUGUAUUCAGAUCGACCUGCCAUUAGAGUGCCCUGAUGAUGGACUAGAGCUACUGCUUAACUUUUUAUAUACUGGUGAACUCCAGUUAGACGACAGCAAUUUAGAAAAGAUUCAGAAUGCAGCUAGCAGACUAUCAGUGCCAGAUUCUCUCAUACCUUGCCAGAGUUUGCCAGGUGUAGAGACUUUGCAGUCACCUGUCUCGAGUGAAGAUGAUACAGCCAAACAACUAUUCCCUCUCAUAUCUGCAGACCCUCAGCCUGAUCACACCCUGAAAGGAAAGACUAGAUCUUGGCUGAGGACAAAAAAUAAACCCGAUGCAUUCCUGUUAGGUUCAGCGGUCACAGUUAGCGAUGAUGACCCUGCUGCCUCGACGUCGACUACAACCACACGUUCUGGAAGGUGUGUAAAAGGGCCCAAUCGACUAAUCGGGGAAAGUCCCAUGUCUACUGUCACAAGACAGGGAGCAGGAAGAAGAAAACCAUCAUCUCUAGAAGACAAAGAGCAGGAGACUGCUGCCACUGAGGACGGAGAUCACCUCAAACAUCAAGACAUGAGUGAGACUGAGGUGGAUGGAUCUGUUGAUAAUCAAAAUGAUGAUGAUGUCGACAAUGAAGAUGAUGAUGAUGACAGUGACAGAGGUGGCAGUAUGGAUAUUCUUAAUGAGGGAACCGAUGAAGAGUAUGUGCCUCGUGAUUCACCUUGCUCAACCUCAAAGACUCCACGGGGAAAGUGCAAACGACACAAAAGAAGUACCAAUAAAGAGAAUGGGGAAGGAACAUCUAAAGACAGCAAGAAAGGAUCUGUCCAAUGUCCUACAUGUCAUAAAACAUUCCUCAGCAAGUACUACCUGAAAGUACACAACAGGAGACAUACAGGAGAGAAGCCCUUUGAAUGUGCUAAAUGUGGGAAGUGCUACUAUAGGAAGGAAAACCUGCUGGAGCAUGAAGCCAGGAAUUGUCUUAUCAGAGCAGAAGUGGUGUUUUCGUGUUCGAAAUGCACCAUGACCUUUAAAAAGCGACAUGAGCUGCGUCUUCACACGGUCACACACACAGGAGAGAUGCCCAAUAAGUGCACGUCAUGCCCUGAGCAGUUCAUGCAGAAGAAAGACCUCAGGAUCCACAUGAUUAAAGUUCACGGAGCUCCCAAACCACACGCAUGUCCAUUGUGUCCCAAGUGCUUCCAGUCCCGCACUGAGCUACGUCUGCACGAGGCAGCCAAACAUCGUGGUGAGAAACUGUUUGUGUGUGAGGAGUGCGGGCAUCGGGCCUCCAGCCGCAACAGCCUGCAAAUGCACAUCAAAGCCAUUCACAGAAAUGAGCGUCCUUUUGUAUGUGAGUUCUGCAAUCAUGCUUUUACACAGAAAGCUAAUCUCAACAUGCACCUUCGAACACAUACUGGAGAGAAACCUUUCCAGUGCCACCUCUGUGGCAAGACAUUUCGCACACAAGCGAGUCUGGACAAACACCACCGCACGCAUACAGGAGAACGGCCAUAUAGUUGUGAGUUUUGUGAGCAACGCUUUACUGAGAAAGGCCCUCUCCUACGGCACAUAGCCAGCAAACACCAAGAAGGUCGACCACACUUUUGCCACAUCUGCAACAAAACCUUUAAAGGUAAAAUAUGUGUGUGUGUGUGUGUGUGUGUCAUUUAUUGGUUGACCAAACAAACAUUACACAAACCACCUUGUCUAAUUCUGUCCAAUCAUGCUACAAACAUGCAUCUACAGUCUUAA